Dermacentor andersoni is the source of this 2651-nucleotide messenger RNA. It is a transcript of the gene Ufl1, whose product is annotated as UFM1 specific ligase 1. Gene Ontology annotation, biological process: protein K69-linked ufmylation; response to endoplasmic reticulum stress; regulation of proteasomal ubiquitin-dependent protein catabolic process. Gene Ontology annotation, molecular function: UFM1 ligase activity. Gene Ontology annotation, cellular component: endoplasmic reticulum membrane. NCBI's taxonomy places the organism in Eukaryota, Metazoa, Arthropoda, Arachnida, Ixodida, Ixodidae. The record is from RefSeq and is a predicted model, not a curated record.
UUCCACAUUGGCCAACAUGGCGACCGACUGGGAAGAAGUAAAGCGACUUGCAGCUGAUUUUCAACGAGCCCAGCUGAGCACGAGUGUGCAAAGGCUGUCGGAGAGGAACUGCAUCGAAAUAGUGAGGAAACUGAUUGAGCUGAAGCUGAUUGACGUCGUCUUCACCAACGAUGGCAAGGAGUACAUCACCCCCAAGCACCUUCAGAAGGAGAUUCUCGACGAGCUUACAGUGGCAGGAGGCCGUAUCAACAUGGUUGACCUGGCCCACAUUCUCAACGUUGACCUGUGUCACGUUGAGGCGAGGUGUGCCGACCUGGUUCGGGCUGAGCACAGCCUUCAGAUUGUUCUGGGACAGCUGAUUGACAGGUCCUACCUUGACUCACUCGCCGAAGACAUCAAUGAGAAGCUUCAGCAAGCAGGCCACAUCACCUUUGGGGAGAUUACCAAGCAGUACGACUUACCACCAGACUUCCUCGAAAACGUGAUCCACUCACGGCUGGGAACGGUGAUUCGAGGCCAGGCUGAUCCACACGACAGCCGGCACAUAUUCACCGAUGCCUACCUCACCAGGCACAAGUACCGAGUCCGAGGCGCGCUCUCAGCGGCCAUCAGGCCUGUAACCCUGAGCAGCCUAGUGAGUGCAUUCAACUUUCCAGACAAGUUGCUGUACGGCAUGAUUGAGGAGCUGCUGAAGGAAGGUCGUCUGGCGGGCACUCUGGUGGGAGGCCGGUCAGAGCGUGCUUCAUACGUCCCGGACCUGUACUCCCGCUCGCAGGGCAACUGGGUGGACGCCUGCUACCGACAGAACGGGUUUCUUGAGUACGAUGCCAUGACGAGGCUGGGAAUCCCAGACCCCAAGGCUUACAUCCGUCGGCAUUUCAAGGACGAGCCGCUCGUGUUCCUCAAGACAUUCUGCAUCGGCCAGAUGCUGCUGGCCCAGGUUGAAGCCGCCAUUGACGAGGCUGCCGCCACAGGCUCCUGGGUGGAUGUCGCACCCCUGCUGCCUUCGGUAUUCAGCGCGGAGGACGUGUCGGGCAUUGUUCAGUCGGUGCUCAAGUCACGACCACGGAAUGUCAGCCAGUCGGUGCAGCAGUUGCUGGACACCAUCAUCGUCAGCGAUGCCUUUGUCGACAGCUGCGUCCACUCCUUCGACCCACUCUUGACCGCCAAGGCCGAACUGGACUCUCAGAAGGGCGUGGUGUUCCUUGAAGCUACACCAACGGCACCGCCAUCACACCACCGCCAACCAGCCGCUCCCACUCCCACCCCAACUGCAGCCGAGGACAGGCAGGACAAGAAGGAUGAGCGCCGCAAGAAAGCAACAGGUGGCAAGUCAGGUGGCGGGACACAGGGUCGAGAGACCAAGACGAAAGCUGUCAAGCCCAAGAAGCAGCAGCGGCGCGGCCGCGGGGCAGGUGACUCAGACUCUGAGGAUGACGCUGGAGAUGGACCGGGUCGUUCCCACCGCUCCCAGCAACAGCAGGAGCUGGAGUUCAUGACAGUGGAUGAGAUGAGGGCGCAACUGGAACAACUUCCUCUGCUCCGUGACUGCCCACCGGAGCUGAGUCAGAGCAUUGCUGAGAAGAUCCACAGGCCACUGACGCGCAAGUACCAGGAAGUGGCACGGUCAGUGUUCCUGGCAUCAUCCAGUGCGUCUGGCGCGGCACGACGCAAGACAUUUGCCGAGCUGCAGGAGAAGGUCUCAUCCCUCCUGCUGAGCAUCCAGCAGUUUGACCGGGGAAUCAAGGCUGUGCCGGCAGCGGAGGAACUACAGGCCCAGCUGGCCAAGCACCUCCUGCGGACACUGUGCUCGGACUUGGUCAACUUGGUCGUCGGCUACCUGGCUGCAGAACACGCCAAGGAAGCAGAAACACCAGCCAACAUGGCCCCUGAGGUGCGGCAGAAGCUGAUCCAGAAGCUGCCAGGCGACGUCAGGGGUCCUGUGCUCAAGCUGCACCAGUCGCUGUCGGCCAAGACGCUGGAAGACUUCCUGACCGAUGUGGAUGCGGUGUUGGGAUCGGGCGUGUGCGAUAUGAUCAUCCGCUCCGACAAGAAGAAAGAGAGGCAAUGGCUGCUGAGUCACCGUCAGGCUCUGCUGUCACAACUGUCGGACGCUGAGGAUGCUGCACUUUGCCUGCACCUGUCCGUGCUUCUCGUGGCCCAGGCUCAAACCCAGAAAGCGCUGCACGCCUCAGGGCGCUUCGUGCCCCAGAUUCUGUCUGCGCUGCGGACGCAGUUGCCGCCGGACACGUUCGCCGUACUGCACCAAGCACAGGAGCUCGUCAUGAGGCACCUGACGCUCGACGACUCGUCCAACGAGAAGGAAUCUGUCGCUUCAGCCCUCAAGGAGCUGGUUCCAAAGCUUAAGGAGAUUGGCACCACCUUCAAGAAGCAGGGCCCAACUGAGGAUUGAAACUGCUGUAUGCCUUGUGCUACUGUUCCAGUGCCUUGGGUGGACAGAAAGAGCUCGCUGUAUUCAAGUUGGUCAGCGGCUUGAAAAAAUAUUCUAUCGACAUUAAAGAAGGGUCUGAAAGAAUGUGCAUGAAGUUUCAGAGUCUGAAAUUUCGUGCUGUUGUGGCCUUUUCCUGCCAUAAAUAGAAUUCACAUUAUGAAACCGGUUUGAAAUAAAGGAGGAAGCUUGCUGAAACAUA